UCCUGCCGAGCUGCGCCGGGCGCCGCCAGACGGGCGGCAGCGCCGAGCCGAGCCGCGCCGAGCCGCCGCCAUGGCCCAGCCCGCCAGGCCUCCCGCCGCCUACCCCGGCCAGAAUGGGGCCGGCCAGCAGCCCUACAGCAACGGUCCUGUCCAGCACCAGCUGAUGCAUUCACCAGACGGCCAGGCAUACAGGCCUCCAGGGCCAGCAUCCUAUUUGCACCAGGCGCCAGCGAAGGUCCCUCCCCAUCAGUCUUCUGGACAGUACAACUAUGGUGGCUCUCAGUUAAACAAUUACCAAGGACCUGGGCAGACUCUCAACAGACCAGCACCACCUUUCUCUGGGUCACCAGCCCAACAGACAGGUCCUGCUCCACAAGUGCUGCUGCCUCCAUUGCAAAGCGCAGCUGCUGCAUCAUCUGCUGGUGGCUUUGCCUCCGGUGCUAGCCCAGCAGGGCUCUCAGACUGGCAGCAUGGCCAGGCUGCUGCCAGCCAGGCACUGGGGGCUCAGGCAGGCCAUGUGGCUCAUGGGACUGGGACAGGGUCAGCACAGCCCUCCUCCUUAGCAGGAAAUACAAACCCCGCAGGAAGCUAUCCCUAUGCUGCUUCUCCAGGAGGCCCUCCCCUGCAGAACAGCUUCGUUAAGCCAGGAUCUGCACCUCCACCAGUGACUCAGCCCUUAACUCCACUCCACCCCCCUUCAAGGCCACCUUUAGGACCUCCACCAGUUGGUGGCCCUCCUUUAAUUAGACCACCAGCCCAGGUAGCAGGAGCAGCUAACACACAUCCUCUGCUGAAUUCAGCUGCAAGUCGAGAAGGUGAUGCUACAUCUGCUGCCAGUGAUGGGGCUGUGCUGCAAAACAGCUAUGAUGCAAUAGAAGGUGGUGGCCUGAUGGCAAGCCCCCAUGCUUCUCCUGCCCCCUCCAAGCUGAACAGAAGUGUUGGGUAUUCUUACCCUGCCCUGCAUCCAGGCUACCAGAAUGCUUCCAGCCCCGGAGCACCAGGAAUGCAGGCAUCUCCUCUGCAGUACCCAGAUGGAGCAAAGCAUUUCCCCCAGCCUGUCCUGGGCACUAAUCACUUAACUGCAUCUAUGGGUGGCCUAAGCCUACAGCAAGAAGGACUAAGACCUGUGAAUCUUCUUCAAGAGAGAAAUAUUCUUCCCACGACCCUCUUGAGGGCUCCCGUCCCAAACUUGCAUGAAGAAAUCCAGAGGCUCAACUGUAACCCCGAGUUGUUCCGCUGUACCCUGACUAACAUUCCUCAAACUCAGGCCUUAUUGAAUAAAGCCAAACUUCCUUUGGGGCUCCUGCUUCAUCCUUUCAAAGACUUAUCGCAACUGCCCGUGGUGACUUCGAGCACCAUUGUGAGGUGCCGCUCCUGCCGGACCUACAUCAACCCCUUUGUCAGCUUCCUAGACCAGAGGAGGUGGAAAUGCAACUUGUGCUAUAGGGUGAAUGAUGUGCCUGAGGAGUUCAUGUAUAACCCUGUGACAAGAGUCUACGGAGAGCCUCAUAAAAGGCCUGAGGUCCAGAAUGCUACCAUUGAGUUCAUGGCUCCCUCUGAAUACAUGCUGCGUCCUCCCCAGCCGCCUGUGUACCUCUUUGUGUUCGACGUCUCCCACAACGCGGUGGAGACAGGGUACUUGAGUACAGUCUGCCAGACCCUGCUGGACAACCUGGACUUGCUUCCUGGGAACACUAGAACAAAAAUAGGCUUCAUAACAUUUGACAGCACAAUCCAUUUCUACAGCCUUCAGGAAGGCCUCUCUCAGCCUCAGAUGCUGAUUGUGUCAGAUAUUGAAGAUGUCUUUGUACCCAUGCCAGAGAACUUGCUAGUCAAUUUAAAUGAAAAUAAAGAGCUAAUUCAAGACCUGUUGAGGACCCUGCCACAGAUGUUUACCAAGUCCCUGGAAACUCAGAGUGCUCUGGGGCCUGCCUUACAGGCUGCCUUUAAACUGAUGUCCCCCACUGGAGGCAGAAUCUCUGUCUUCCAGACACAGCUUCCCUCUGUGGGAAUGGGAGCACUGAAGUCCCGGGAAGAGCCAAACCAAAGAUCCUCUGCAAAGGACAUACACCUGACACCAUCCACCGACUUCUACAAGAAGUUAGCCCUGGACUGCUCGGGCCAGCAGGUGGCGGUGGAUUUGUUCCUCCUCAGCGGACAAUAUUCUGACUUGGCCUCUCUGGGCUGCAUAUCCAGGUACUCUGCAGGCAGUGUCUACUACUACCAGUCCUACCACCACAAACACAACCCUGUGCAGGUGGAGAAGCUGCAGAAGGAGCUGAAGCGAUACCUGACGAGGAAGAUUGGCUUUGAGGCUGUCAUGCGGAUAAGAUGCACCAAAGGUCUCUCCAUCCACACCUUCCACGGGAACUUCUUUGUGCGCUCCACCGACCUGCUGUCCUUGCCCAACGUCAACCCGGACGCAGGCUACGCCGUGCAGAUGGCCGUGGAGGAGAGCCUCACGGACAUGCAGGUUGUCUCCUUUCAGUCAGCUCUCCUCUACACGUCCAGCAAAGGUGAGAGGAGGAUUCGUGUCCAUACCAUGUGCUUACCUGUUGUGACAACACUGAGUGAUGUCUACCUGGGGGCAGAUGUCCAGGCCAUCACUGGGCUGCUGGCCAAUAUGGCUGUGGACCGCUCGGUGUCGGCCUCGCUGAGCGACGCGCGGGACGCCCUGGUGAACGCCGUCAUCGACUCGCUGGCUGCCUACCGCAGCUCGGUGCUCAGCCUGCAGCAGCCCGGCCUCAUGGCCCCCCACGCCCUGCGCCUCUUCCCCCUCUACGUCCUGGCGCUCCUGAAGCAGAAAGCCUUCCAGGCCGGGAGCAGCGCGCGGCUGGACGAGCGCAUCUUCACCAUGUGCCAAGUGAAGAACCAGCCCCUUGUGUACCUCAUGCUGAUGACACAUCCCAGCCUCUACAGGGUCGACACCCUCACAGACGAGGGGGCUCUUAAUGUAAAUGACAGAACUAUACCUCAGCCCCCCCUUCUGCAGCUGUCAGUGGAGAAGCUGAGCAGGGAUGGUGCUUACCUGAUGGAUGCUGGCUCUGUCAUGUUUCUGUGGAUUGGGAAGAACUGUGGGCAGAGCUUUAUCACCCAGGUCCUGGGAGUCCCAAAUUACGGCUCGAUCCCACAGAACAUGACACAGCUCCCAGAACUUGAAACUGCAGAGUCCAUCAGAACAACAGCCUUCAUUGCCUGGCUGAGAGAACAGAGACCUUUCUUCCCUAUUCUCUAUGUAAUAAAGGAUGACAGCCCAUUGAAAUCAAGUUUUCUGCAAAAUAUGAUUGAAGACAGAACAGAAUCAGCCUUAUCAUACUAUGAAUUCCUCCUGCACAUACAGCAGCAAGUGAACAAAUGACACCCUGGCCUUUGGCUCACUUGUGGAAGGGAAGUCUGCAGUAAAGACCGCUUGUGCUUGUAAUACCUUCAUUAGAGCUGUGGCCUGAGGCAGGGGAUGAGAAGUUCUCACUGUGAUUUCAACCAACUGAAGCAAAUAAAGGACCACAUCUGAGAAUCAAAUGUGCAACUACGUAAUACUUACCUUAAACAAGAAAUCAAACUGUCGGGACUGGCUGAGCACCUCUAAUUCGCUGCAAAUCAUGUUUUUACUGUAAGUAGUUGCAGCAUGAAGUCCAUUUCCAAAGGCAAUACUGAAAAGGUGAAAUACAUUUUGUAAAAUAAAGAGUUCUCUGUUGUUCAAAAAUGUAUAUUUCUGGAACUCUUGGCAUUUAUUGGUAACUUAUUUUUUGCUGCUAGACAUGAAACCUCACAAUACUGAUCAUGAUUUGCAGGGAAACUUUCUAAGUGCAUCCUGUGAUUACAGAGAGAGCAUCUCAAUGUUCAGCUGCAGGUUGCAGUGAAACAGCUGCUCAUAGUGAAACCAACAAACCCUUGAGGCCUGGAACCCACUGCUUGGGCUGGGUUGUGGCUGAGAGGACUAAAGGUGAGCUUGACCCAGGCUGGCUGAGUUGGUUAAAGCUUUGGCUAAGUGUUCUCAUGAAAACACAGAGGGAGGAGAUGGCCUUGUGAGAGGCUGGUAGGUGGGUGACAAGCUGUGUUGUUCCCAGUAAAAGGAACAGCUUUAAUGUCGUUGGAGUGGUGUGGGAGGGGCAGGCCAGGGCAGGUUUAUCUCGGAUGUUUGGGGUUGUGUCUAGCAGGCUUUUGGCUCUUGAUGUUAGGGGCCUGACACUCCGGUGAUGUAAACGAGUGUGGUUUUGAAGUGAAUUCACGAGGCAGCACUUCAGACCCCAUGUCUGGAGACAGCACUGGCUGCUGCAGUUAAAAUUGGAGAAGAAAUUAUUGUUUCCAGAGACAAAACUCUUCCUUGUGUGUUUGAAGGCUGGGUCAUGUUUUGAGACAUGCUUGAAGCUUUCAGAAUCGUUUUUGGUUUUACUGCAGCUGUGCAGUGAGCCUUAGGUCCAAAGCCAGUGUGUGUGAACCCAAUACAAGCUUUAGAGACCCUCUCAGAUCUCUGCCAGGGAUGUGCCAGUGGGAAAUCAGACGUGUUUAUGCUUCCCAUCCCUGGCACCAUUGCAGGUCAGGCUAUUUGGGGCUCUGAGCACCCUGCUCUAGUUGCAGCUGUCCCUGCAGACUGCAGGGGGGUUGGACAAGAUGAGCUGUGAAGGUCCCUUCAACCCACCCCAUUCUGUGACAAGUAUUUAAAUCAUUCUAUUGGUGUGUUUUGGUCGUCGUUCUGCUUUGGAGAUGAAGCUAUCAAUGUAAAGAGCAUUUAAAUUGCUGCAGCCCUGGGUUCAUGGAAGUGCUUCAGGUGGAUAAAUCUUGGUCUUGUGGAGCCUGCUUCCCCAGGCAGGUACUUUGAGCAGAUAGAACGCUGGUGUCAGACAUCCUGCAAUUGUGGUAGUGAGAAGGUACAACUCAAAGGGCAUGGUGGGGUCAGCAUCUGCUACCCUUCCAGACUGCAGCUGCACAUGCUUGCCAGGAGCUGCUUUGCUCCAGAGGAGUUUCUUUGAGCAAGUUGAUCUGCCUGCUUCAGCAGAAGAAGCUGAAGCUCAGAACAGUGUCCAAAAGAGCAUGAGAAGGCUGUCACAGAAGCAGCUGCAGCUUCCCUGUCUGCUGUGUCCUGGGCAGUUCCUGGAACAGCUUUGCAGAGAAUUGCACCUUCUGCUUGGAGUGGUUUAAGUUUGCUGCCAAGGCAAAGGGGUCUCUUGAAUAAUAAAUGUGAGCUGUGCACAGGCUCAGAUUAUGACUUAAAACUUGUGUCUGGGGUCUAUUGUCACUCAGAUGCUGAAAAUCGUCCUCGUACCUGCCAGCCCACCCGAAGCCUGUUUCUUACUCUGGCUGUAUUUUGCUGCUCUAUCCCUUAGUGUUCUUGAAAAACAGAAACAUGGGAAGUGGCUUCAGUGCUCUGUGUGCACCAGGAUAGUGGCUGAAGCCUCUGUGGGCAUUAACAGCUUUGAAUUAGAGCUCCCAAGGCUUACAGAGCAAACAGUUACACAAGAAUCAGAUGAACCCUUUGGAGUUCAGUGGGGCAGAAGUUCUUUACUCAGUGUUAGUGGUUUGUUCCCUCUGCUGGUGCCCAUGGUGGCAUUGCCAUGAGGGCAGUACCAGAGGGCUCAACGCAGAAGCUACCUACACUGUGUCACUUUGAGCUACACUGAAGAAAGGCAAACUGCCGAAUCGGACAGGAGUGGCUCUGGUACUUAGGUCUCUGCCACUGCAACAUUCUCUAUUUUUUCUAGUCCGAGACUACUUUUGUUUGCAGCUGUUUCUGUACUGGGCACCUUAGUGGUCAGCCAACAUUGUUGCCAUCUGGUUUACUUUGCUUUCAUUAUCGGUUUGAACUGGCGCAAGCCCACACAGACCGUGGUGCAGUAGCAGAAGGAUUCACUUCUCUUUAGAAUUAACUUCCUAACAGGACUUAACCCAAGAGCAGAGUGGCUGUCAGGUAAGGGACAAUGAAAUGCCAUCUUUAAGGGUCUCUUUACUAUUCUGGAUGUGACCUUGCAGUAAAUCUGAUUUUGUAAAGCAGCGUAUGAUACUGUAAUACGAAGCCUCUGGUCUUCUGAAUGCAGACCACUUGAUCUUCAGGAUGAAGUUACAACUCUUGCCCCCUCUGAACCCGAGACAGGAUUUACUUGUCGCCCUUUUUACAGUUUGUAAUCCUCGCUGUUUUACUCCUGUAAAGAGUCAUUUGUACCACAUGCAAAGGCUUAUUUUAUCUGUGCUAAUUUAUCAGAUUUGGCUACUCAAUAAAAUCAAUUGAAAGAACUCAA
This is a messenger RNA of Pogoniulus pusillus (Red-fronted tinkerbird), 6233 nucleotides long. RefSeq names its product SEC24 homolog A, COPII coat complex component (gene SEC24A). Gene Ontology annotation, cellular component: endoplasmic reticulum exit site; COPII vesicle coat. Gene Ontology annotation, biological process: COPII-coated vesicle cargo loading; endoplasmic reticulum to Golgi vesicle-mediated transport; intracellular protein transport. Lineage: Eukaryota; Metazoa; Chordata; Aves; Piciformes; Lybiidae. Bases 71 to 3358 code for a protein of 1095 amino acids. Gene Ontology annotation, molecular function: zinc ion binding; SNARE binding. The transcript has 23 exons. The record is from RefSeq and is a predicted model, not a curated record.